AUGGCAACAGAUUCUACAAACCAAAAACCGAGUUCUCUGGAGACAACGCCCGACGAUUCUUCAACUUACUCUGACGUCCAGCCUCCCAACCCAACGGCACCAUCUUCCGCAGACGUCGAUCUUUCAUUUUCCCCGUCAACAGAACAAUCUUUAUUCCCUUCUCUAUUAACUUCACCAUCAUCCAAUCCGCUGCCAGAGUCGACCUCAAGAGAAACCCCAACCAAUGCGGAGAUUUUAAUAUCGGACACAUAUCUGCAAGAUCAUAUACGAACCAGCACAUCGAUUACAUCAACACAGCUACCGGUCUACGAGCCCGAAACUGAUAUCAGCAAAGCCAAGAGUGAAGCAAACUUAGUGGCCUCAACAUCCGCAAAAAUGGUAACUGAAGAAAGCUUAAUUACUAAGAUGUAUGGAAAAAACACGAAGACUUCCGGUCAUUCAAUUCCAGAUCCCAGAUUCCAGACAACAGGCCAGUUUGAUUCCUUGUUUGAAACUGGUUCCAGUUCUGAUGUUGAUAGUUCAGUGACAACUAUACCAACAGGGAAAGUCGCUACAUCAAAGUUACCGCCACCAGAAAUUGCGUCAGAAAUAUUGACGCCGACGGACAACUUUCUUCCAAUGACGUCAACUCAGAUGUAUCCCAAAGGACGAGAAACCUCCAGUCUAUCUUCAGCGUCAGCGCACUCAGACGAUGAUAUCACAAAAUCGAACGCUUUAAGCACACCAACUUCUAAUGCCGGCAAUUUGCUAAUGACAGUCGACACUUCGUCGGGAUCGAAUAUUUUUAACACAAACGAUAUACAACAAGCAACGACAAAAGUAGGCACUGAAAAAGAGGUUACGGUUUCAAAUCCUACUGUCAUUCCCGCAAGCAAAAGCGAUCAAUCUAGAAUUGUCACUAGCGUUAUAUCUACGAUCGAUGUCACUAAGGACAACGAGGCACUGUUAACGUCCCUCGCAAACCAUAAUAAUGGAAACGCCUCGGCUCCUGCUAAAGAGGAAGCAGUUACAAUCUCGUUGUCUGCAACGGGGAUGAAUGGACUCGUGACAAAAAAGGGAGUGAUUCAACCAGAAAACAAUACCGGUGAGCAAAUUGAAAUACAGUCAACACACGCAUCUGAAAAAACUGAAUCAGAUGAAAAAAUGACCAGACAAAACAAUCUGGUAGAUACCAUAACGACUUCAAACACACUUCCCCAGUACGAUUGGAAAACAGACAAUUUCAAAAUGCUCUCGGAUACUGAUAGCCAGCAAACGAAAAGCACAAAAGAGGAGACGAUAUUUUGGACGACUCAAGCCGGCAGGAAUACGGAUAUUUUGGAGACGCCGAGUCCUGUUUUACAAACAGUCAGUGUCACUGAAUUAGAAUCCCAGAAAAUCUCAGCAUUUCCGGAUAUCAGCGAAGGUCUGUUCUCUUCGAGGUUACCGACGGAAACACCUUUAGUGCCAACUAUAGAAACGAAGCGAACAGAAAAAAUCACAAAAGAAACUUUAAUAACAUCUAGCCUGUCUAAUUCCUCAUCAAAGAAGAUAUCUUUGGAGAAUUCUACUGAAUGGCUAACGGAAGCAGCAACUUGUUGUGAAGACCACGUGGAAACUGCUUCUACACUCAAUCAAGAAAUCCAGGAAAGUUCUGCUUCUACAACCGAAUCCCGACAAGAAAUGAAAUCAAGUGGACUGACAUUGAGUUAUACAUCAGAUAAAACAGUGUCAUCUCGGCUUGACGCAAGUAGGACUUCCGGUGUUGUAUAUCCUUCGUCGACAAAUAAGCGAGAUGACUCUGUUACAAAAACCACACAAAGCAACAAUAUUCGUAAAGCAGCGAACCAUUCCGAAGAGUAUAUUCAGCUUUUUUCUUCACCACCUUCGAAAACCGAAACUCCUGUAAAAAUAUUGAGCUCAGCCGCUGCAUUGGAAACGCUAACAGAAAAUUCAGUGGUCGUUUCAACUCUCGCACCAGGAGCUGAAGAGGAAAUCAAUGGCAUUAUUCGUAGUACAGAUCCGUCAGUAAAAAAUCUUCCUGCUUAUGAAACAACGAUUAAUUUUUUGAAAAAAUUAUCAGAGUAUUCAACCACAACCGAUGCGCAAAGUACGUCAUCGGCAAGACAUGACCCAUUGUCUUCUUCCAAUCUUCAAGAGAGUAUAAGUCUAACUUCGCUUGGAAAUGUGGCUUCCUUUACAGAAUCGUUAACGCAGCGAAAUAAAAAGACAACUGAAACGACUUUUCCUACGUCUCAUAUAAAGAGUACCAGUGACAAAAGAAAUACUAUCUCCGAAUUGUUCACAACCGAAUCGUUGGCAGGAACGGAAACAAAGAAUCAGCCAAUUUCCUCUUCGACGAUUCCGAACGAUUUUAAAACAUUACCCCCUGAGUUGGCUUUAAAAACGUCAGGAACUGAAAAAGCAAUGGCGACACAGGAUACAAUGAUUGUGACGACACAAGAAAAAGAAAAACUUUAUACAAACUCGGUUACCAUUAUUAGUCAAAUAAACAUGUCUACCGAUGACAACGAAAAGCAGACGACAGUUAGCGCAGAAAUGAACGCCUCGGAAGCCAUCGAAAAUACAACAGACGAACCGAGCAUUAUUCCUCGUCCAAUAACUCGAGAACCGCAGACGACCGGAAGUGAUCUUUCCGAUCACGUGACCAAGGAAAUGAACGGGAAGUUGUCAAGCACGAUUAAAAUAAGUGUUCCACAUGGGUCGUCUGCAAAAAGUUUUGACGCCCUCCAAGAAGAACCUUCCACUGCAAUCCAGAGCGUGACAAACCACGGUAUUAGCAUGACUCGGAGCAUACCUGUGACUGCCUCGAUCCCGGUGUCCAAUACGGCAAUAGGCAAUUCCUCCCCCUCGGAAAUACGUCAAAAGACGAAUACCCCAUCAGUGAUACCUGAACCAAACAAUGCGAGCGUCACGUACGUUGAAUUUGAAGGUGUCAUCCGAAUUACGAACGGUUUGAAAUGGUCUUCGAGUCUCGCUAGAAAAGACACAGAAGAAUUUGGACAAGCCGAAGCCUACAUAAGAAAUAUGGUUUGUAUCCGCUGUAUCCGCAAAUAUGAAAUAUCUCAAUCUAUUCAAACACACUGGCAUACAUCAAUCUAUCGCUCAGCCUAUUCAUAUCUAUCUAUCUAUCUAUCUAUCUAUCUAUCUAUCUAUCUAUCUAUCUAUCUAUUUCUUAGCCUUUUCAUAUCUAUCUAUCUAUCUAUCUAUCUAUCUAUCUAUUUCUUAGCCUUUUCAUAUCUAUCUAUCUAUCUAUCUAUCUAUCUAUCUAUCUAUUUCUUAGCCUUUUCAUAUCUAUCUAUCUAUCUAUCUAUCUAUCUAUCUAUCUAUCUAUCUAUCUAUCUAUCUCUUAGCAUUUUCAUAUCUAUCUAUCUAUUUCUUAGCCUUUUCAUAUCUAUCUAUCUAUCUAUCUAUCUAUCUUUUGGCAUUUUCAUAUCUAUCUAUCUAUCUAUCUAUCUAUCUAUCUAUCUAUCUAUCUAUCUAUUUCUUAGCCUUUUCAUAUCUUCAUCAUUAUCUAUCUAUUCAUCUAUCUAUCUAUUUCUUAGCCUUUUCAAAUCUAUCUAUCUAUCUAUCUAUCUAUCUAUCUAUCUAUCUAUUUCUUAG
Molecule: messenger RNA, 3603 nt
Organism: Acanthosepion pharaonis
Lineage: Eukaryota; Metazoa; Mollusca; Cephalopoda; Sepiida; Sepiidae
Source: the annotation of a GenBank genome assembly